AUGAUAGCGUUGGCCAAACACAAGAAGCUGUUCUUCAUGGAGGCGUUGGUCACACGAUUCACGCCGUCGUUUGUCUUCGUGACGGAUCAGAUCCGUCGCGGAGUGAUCGGUCAGGUGUAUCACGUGAACGCCGGUCUCGGCUAUCACAUGAUUCUGGAGGACAGAGUGGCCACCAGAGAGUUGGGCGGCGGAACUGUAUUAGAUCUCGGAAUCUACGCCAUCGGUGUGGCCGACGAGGCCUAUGACGGCGAGAUGCCCACCAAGAUUGAGGCCAUCGGCCAACUCAACGACAACGGCGUGGACCUGAACUUCGCGGCCAAUCUUAAGUACGGCGGCAAUCGUACGGCCAGUAUAUUCGCCAACAGUUUACUACUGUUGCCAAACGAGGCGUUUAUUGUGGGCACUAAUGGCACGAUUCGGAUUACGGCAAACUUCAAGUCGUCGGAGAGAGUGUACGUGAAUGGUGUGGUCCAUGAGUUCCCGUUCCCGAAGACCACAGAGUUUCUCAAUUACGGCGAUAGUCUGGCGCUGAGGUAUGAGGCGGAAGAGGUCCGCAAAUGUAUUAAUGAGGGAAAGAUUGAAAGCGAAAAGAUGUCACACAAGGACUCCAUUGUUAUGGCGAAGAUUGAGGACGAGAUCCGCAAACAGAUUGGCGUUGUCUUCAACGAAGACUCGUAAACAAUGGCUUAAAAUUAUUAUCAUUAUUAUUAUCGAUGC
This is a messenger RNA of Medioppia subpectinata, 717 nucleotides long. The record is from the annotation of a GenBank genome assembly. Lineage: Eukaryota; Metazoa; Arthropoda; Arachnida; Sarcoptiformes; Oppiidae.